Messenger RNA from Oncorhynchus kisutch (coho salmon), 432 nucleotides. RefSeq names its product calmodulin-alpha-like. The transcript has a single exon. Gene Ontology annotation, cellular component: myosin II complex. Bases 77 to 385 code for a protein of 102 amino acids. NCBI's taxonomy places the organism in Eukaryota, Metazoa, Chordata, Actinopteri, Salmoniformes, Salmonidae. Gene Ontology annotation, molecular function: calcium ion binding. The record is from RefSeq and is a predicted model, not a curated record.
CGGAUGACUGUGUGGAAAAUUUGAUUAUCAUAUCUCCAACGCGAAUUUUUUUGCAAUAUCAAAUCAACAUAGCAACAUGGCAGAUCAACUGACAGAGGAACAAAUCGCUGAGUUCAAAGAGGCGUUCUCGCUGUUUGAUAAGGAUGGAGAUGGCACCAUCACCACCAAAGAGCUGGGACAGAACCCCACAGAGGCAGAGCUGCAGGACAUGAUCAAUGAGGUGGAUGCUGAUGGAAAUGGAACCAUUGACUUCCCCGAGUUCCUGACCAUGAUGGCGAGGAAGAUGAAGGACACGACAGUGAGGAGGAGAUCAGAGAAGCCUUCAGAGUCUUUGACAAGGAUGGUAACGGCUAUAUCAGUGCUGCAGAGCUGCGUCAUGUUAUGACAAACCUUGGUGAGAAACUGACAGAUGAGGAGGUGGACAAAAAUCCG